UGCCUGCACCAUCUUUAGUCACAAAAUAUCUCAUUAUUUAGUGUAAGAGAGCUUCACAUUCACGAAACACAUAAUAUUAUAUAAAAGAGGCGUGGUUGAAAUUGUUGCUAUAUGCUUUUCGUCCCCAUAGGUUUUACUCUGGGUUGUUUGUUUAGGUGGUUUUGCUAAGAAAUGGGGAUUUGGCACGGACACCCCUAUCUCGUGUAAACAACCUUUAGGUUGUAUUAUUUCGGGGAUGACCACUGUAACACACCUUGUACUGUGUAUGGUAACAUAUUGGUGUCAGCAAAACAUGGAAAGUAAAUCGGUCAUUUUACGUCAGUUAUGUAAUGUAAUAUAAUUCUUGUCAAUAUCCGAGUGCUGAACGGCUUGUAUGACACCCCUCCCCCACUUUUUUCCCACUGUGUAUGCAUGGCAGGACUUUGCCUUACGGAAAUCUAAUGCAGUGUGGUUUAGCUGUGGAACAGGAGGUUACAAGAGACAUAUCUCCUGAAAAGUAAAUUUAGUUUCUGUUGUUGCAGCGCACUACGUGGUCUAUGCAUUAUCUCAACUAGACAUGUUGCUUGCAUUUGGUUUCACAACAAGCAUUAAAGUUACGUUCCCCCAUCUCAAAUUUGUUCUGAAGUUUUGUGAUCACUCCUCACGAAAUACUGAAGUCUGCGCUGCCGCUGUGUAAAAAAAAACGGUUGAGUAAGUGGCGGUAAAUUCCAGCGCGUGAAGACCCUCGUUCUUCACAGAGAGCAUAUAGUGACUUACUAACACAUUCUGUGCAGUUCACAGCAUACUAUUAUUUGGGAGUUAAAGGAAAAGGAAGGAAUCUGUAAAGGGACUUCAAAAUGGAAACGAAAAUUGGUCAAAAGGAGAAGCCAAAGUUUGCUCCCCCGUCAGCUCGUGCCAAGCAGCGUCAGGUUAAAGAAACGACCAAGUCAAAGGAUGGAGACACGAAGCCAAAUAUUCCAAGAGAGAUUAAUGAAAAGAUAGCAACAGAUACAGAAGAACAGGACUAUGGAAUUGAAGAAGUAGGAGUUGUUUUUAAAAAGGCUAUAAAUUUGAGUGAGAAGCAAAAGCCUUGUGCAGGCACAGGAGGGAAAAAAAAGGUAGGGGGUCAAGAUGACCAAGCAGGAGGUAUGGUGACAUUUUCAGAAAGUCAGUCUCUCUCGGAAAUAAAUGAUGAAGCAGGGAGGGAGGGUGCUGAGAAGAAAGAGAAAAAGGAAAAAUUGAAGAAUAAAGCGGAGGAACCAGACACCGGGGGAGAUGAGGAUGCCGAUGGGAUGACAAAGAAAAAUAAACAUGUGCAAAGGACAGGAGACACUGGGGCUGCACAAAAAAACAGGAAGGAGAAAAAGAGGAAAGAGAAGACUGAACAGAUGCCCAAGGCCCAAGAGAAAAGAGAGCAUGUGGAAAAGGCUUCAAAGACAUUGACUGACAGCCAAUAUGACAAUCUCUUUGACAGUGUAUUGGGUGCCUCUGAACUGGAGACCUGUAUGGAGGAUGCCAGAGCAAUACUGUGUGAGGUGGAGUUACUGCAGGCCAGCAUAGACCAGGGCACCAACAAGGUGAGGGAAGAGAGUGAGGAAGAGGGAAGUAGAGACAGCUGUGAAGAGAGGGAGCAAGAGGAACACGAGAUCUAUGAGGAUGGGAGAGAGGAGAUGCAGCGAAGCUACAAGGAGAGAAAGGAGACGGGUGCAAAGGGUGGGAGCUGCCGGAAGAGGAGAAGAGAGGAAGAAGAGGAUGAUGACAGCGAGACCGAUGAAUAUGAUUCUUGGGUGCAGUGCAGUAGAGCAGAAUGUAAGAAGUGGAGAAGGCUGCAGGAUGAUACAGACCCUUCAACCCUGCCCAACAAUUGGACCUGUAGAGAGAACACAGAUUCAGCAUGUAAUAGUUGUGAUGUCCCAGAGGACAGCUGGAGUGUGUCUAAGGAGGAGGAGUUCUACUACUGCAGCCUUGUGCCUGGUUCACUGGUGUGGGCCCAGCAGACUGGCUAUCCCUGGUGGCCAGCCAUGAUUGAAAGAGAUCCGGGCGCCAAUGACUUCCUGCGGUUCAAGACAAGAAGAGACCCUUUCCCCUUUAAAUGCCAUGUGACAUAUUUGGGGAACCCUGUGUCCCGUGCGUGGGUGCAGCGCUGCAGAAUUAGAGACUACAACGACCUUCCAGAGCAGGCAGCCCUCAAUAUGGUGAGGCAGCAGGCGUAUAAGAAGAGACUGAAGGAUGCCAUAAAGAUGGCUGGACAGGCACAGAAACUCCGUCUAGAGAAACGUUUGAACAGGUUUGGGUUUAUGACACGCCGAUCAACAGAUGGACAGAACUUGGAAGAGGAUAGUGACAUUGAAGAAAUUUUAGGACUGUUUGUGGAAUCCAGUGGAAAGGGAAGUGGCAGGAGGAAGAAGGGAAAAGACUCUGGCGAUGAGGAGGUGAAGCCUCCACAGAAGCUGAGGAAACAGACAGAAGAGCGAGUAGAAGAACCGAAAGACGUUGCGAAAGAAGUGGAGAUCAAGAGCGAAAAGGAAAGCACAGACGAGACAGGAAAGAAGGAGAAUGAUGAGAAGAAGAAAGAGGAGUGCGAGUUGGAGAAAAAGAGUCAGACAGAGAAACCUAGGAAGGGAGUGGUAGAUCAAAUGACUGACAAUGAGGGGGAAAAAAACGUGGCUGGGCAGGAGGAGGAGAAGAAGAAGAAGAAGAAGCCGGGGAAGGAAAAGGGGAACACGAAGAAAGACUUGGUGAAAGAAAAGAAGGGAACAGAAAAAAAGGAGAAUCAGAAGAAGGGAGGCAAGAAAGAGACAAAAGAGAUGCAGACUGCACUGAAUAAACAAGAGGAACAGAAGAUGGAAAGUAGAGACGAAGAGGUGCAAGAACCGCAGCCAAGCCCUGUGAAAGAGUCAGAUGACCAGGCGGUACCUGAGAGUGCCAUGGAAACCAGUCUUGAUACAGUCCCCAGUGGCCAGGAGCAAAGAAAGGAUGAGGAAAAGGAGACAGACUUGGAGAGAGAUGAGACAGAACAGAUACCUGAAGAAGUAGAUGGAGAACAGAAAACAAAGGAUAGCACCAUAGAGGAUAGCACCAUAGAGGAGGUGGAGGAGAGUAGACAGGAAGUGGAGGAGGAGGAGCUGAUGGGGGAAGAGAAGGGAGAGGGUGAGACAGAGGAAGGACCGAUGGAUGAGCCAGAAGCAGGACGCGAGGAGGUAGAGGAGAGGCACGAGCAGGAGGAGCGUGUGGUCGAAGGCCUGGGGUUGAGUGAUGAUGAUGAUGGGGCUGAUUUCCUGGACAUGGACCUGGAUCUUAUGGGCUGCAGGGAUGACAUGAUGAAGAGACCCACUUGCGCUGCAGAGGAGGAGGACGAGGAGGAGGAUUUCUCCAUCAUGCUCUUUGAAGAGUAGAGAUGUGAGUGCCUUGUGUCUCUUCCUGUAGCUACACCAGCUUCUCAGACAGUCUUCAGUUUUUCUCUGAUUCAGAUUUGUAACCACUUGUUCAUGUUGUUCAUAAAAAAAAAAAAGAUGAUUAAUUAUUAAUAUUUAAUGAUUAUUUACUGGAAUAUAGAAAUGAUUUGUUCGCAUUAUUUAUUUGAAAUACAUUUUAACUACACAGUGGGGUCAGUGUUUGUCCAUCAUUUCACUGUGUGUGUGUGUGUGUGUGUGUGUGUGUGUGUGUGUGUGUGUGUGUGUGUGUGUGUGUGUG
Molecule: messenger RNA, 3672 nt
Organism: Clupea harengus (Atlantic herring)
Lineage: Eukaryota; Metazoa; Chordata; Actinopteri; Clupeiformes; Clupeidae
Cellular component (GO): nucleus
Molecular function (GO): zinc ion binding
Source: RefSeq, a predicted model, not a curated record